Messenger RNA from Pistacia vera, 510 nucleotides. RefSeq lists its product as uncharacterized. Gene Ontology annotation, biological process: root development; shoot system development. The transcript has a single exon. Lineage: Eukaryota; Viridiplantae; Streptophyta; Magnoliopsida; Sapindales; Anacardiaceae. Bases 1 to 510 code for a protein of 169 amino acids. The record is from RefSeq and is a predicted model, not a curated record.
AUGGCUGAUGAUAUAGAACAUGUUAAGAAGUAUUUAACCUCCAGGAAAGCAAUGAAAAAGGCAACCCACAAGGCCUUGGUGAAUUUGAAGGGCAUGCAAAACAAAUGCGCCUCUGCAAUCAAUGAGAAAAACGAGACUAAGGCCACAAUCAGCAUGUUAAGAGAGGUUGAAGCAAUCACUUUCACUGUGACCGAAUCCUUGUUGUCCUUUAUCUCAGGGCCAAGGACUCCAUCAAAGCUAAGCAGCUGGUCAUUAGUUUCCAAGCUAAUGGAACCAAAAAGAAUUGCAUGUGAGGAAGAUGAAGCAGACAUAAAUGUGUUCGAAAAGGUGGAUGCUGCAUUGUCUACCAUCAUUAGUCAAAAGACAGGCAAAUCUGAUAACAUCUCUCACGUUCUAAACCAGCUUAAAGAAUUGGAAUGCAACAUUCAAGAUCUUGAAGAAGGACUUGAGUGCUUGUCUAGGCGAUUGAUCAGAACGCGAGUGCCCCUUCUCAACAUCCUCAAGAAUUAG